Prorocentrum cordatum is the source of this 354-nucleotide messenger RNA. The record is from the annotation of a GenBank genome assembly. NCBI's taxonomy places the organism in Eukaryota, Dinophyceae, Prorocentrales, Prorocentraceae.
AUGUUGCGCCUCGGCCUGAUCCCUGAACCCUGCUUCCUUUUUGGAAGUUUCCCCGUGGCAGGCUUCCUGGCGCCAAGGCGCCUCGGGAAUUGGCAGGCGUGCGUGGCAGCAGAAAAGUUCCUCCCCCUCCCCCUCCGCCUCCGCCUCUUCCUCCCCCUGUGCCUCCUCCUCCUCCUCCUUCUCCUCCCCGUCCGCCGACACGGCGGACAGCAGAAGCGGUGGAGUGACGACAUCACAGAUUUUCUGCAGAUGGUUUUGCUUGGAAGCACACCCGGCACGUGGCUACAGAGUGCUGCAUCUUCCAAAUCCCGUGCGGACCUCGAGAGCGACGUCUUGGAGUUCACAUGCCUGUGA